This is a messenger RNA of Leucoraja erinaceus (little skate), 3866 nucleotides long. RefSeq lists its product as uncharacterized. Lineage: Eukaryota; Metazoa; Chordata; Chondrichthyes; Rajiformes; Rajidae. The transcript is spliced from 3 exons. Bases 304 to 1149 code for a protein of 281 amino acids. The record is from RefSeq and is a predicted model, not a curated record.
UUUCCCAAAGGUAGAGACCAAGGAAAGGGUUAAAGGAUUUGCUGGUUGAUGUGCAUGAAGAGACAGGUCUUUAUUUUGAUUGCCAGUCACAUGGUAUUUUAAUAACCAAUGACUUUAGCCAAAUGUAGCAAUAUGAGAGGUCAUGCAAAUCUAGCACCGAGCAGGCUGGAACAUUUAUCUCAAAUUCAAAUACAGAAGGUGUGCAGGAAACCAAACCAUGAGUUAUAAUCAGGCAGCUUUUCCUUGACUGAACAAGACUAAGCCUCAGCAUAUGCUUCCCAGGAUUUGACAACUGCUGCUCAGAUGGGGUGCAGAUGCUGUAGAAUGAUUAGAAGGUACAUCUUCGGACCAACUAUUGGAGAACUUCCAUCCACUGUGAGAAAUGAAAUUAAUUGUAGAAACAAUGACGGUAAACAUGAGGGCGCAUUCCACAACAAGGACAAGACUAACAAUAUUGUUGCUUCAGCUUCGGACAAAGUGAUAAACUUGGAAGAACAAGAUGCAGGAAUGAAAAUAAGGGAACGUAAUGCAUCGAAGAAAAAUAUAGCAUGUGUGCAAAAUAAGAUGGUUGAAAAUGUCAGUGACAGCACAGACAACGGUGCAACACAUGUGCUGAAUAACAACCAAGUGCAGAAAGCUUCGAGUGAAGUGGCGCCACACCCCACCAAUACAAAUAACUGCUCCACAUAUAAUAUAAAAGCUGCAAAUACAAAUGAAAUGGUACAUCAGCAUGACCCAGGAAUUGAAAGUGAUUGUCUCACAGUCAAUGGACUCUCCACACAUUAUCCUACUGAAGUAAUUGCUGUUGUUCCAGAAGGAGAGAAAGUUGUAUACAAUCAUAAAAUUGCCAACAAAAAUAACAACAAAUUAUCGUCCAUGGAACUUGAUGAAGUAAUUGAAAAUAAUCUGGAAACUAACAGGGAUGGAAUCAAAGGUUUAUCCGACCCAUCUUCCAAUGAAAAGAUGAACACUUUAAAUGGAUACAAAGAUCUAGAACGCACUCCUCUUCGCAUUGAUGGGGAAUUCACCAAGAACUUGCACGAAGAGGAGCAAUUCAGCCUAGAGAUUGAAGAUGCAGAGGUGGCUGCUGCCCUUGCAGCACUGGAGGCUGCAACAGCUGGAGAAGAUGAUGAACUGGAAGACUACUGAAUCAGAGCACAACUGAAGAAUGCAAUAUAAAUGUGGACGUCAAAUUACAUUCCUAGUCAGCAAAACAACUGGACUCUUUGGAGACUCUUUAAAAUGUUGUGAAGUCAUUUUUUUUAAUAUGAUAAAAAUAUUCCAAAAGGUAGAAGCAGAAAUAGGUUUCAGAGGUUAUGGGAAGAAGGCAGGAGAAUGGGGUUAGGAGGGGGAGAUAGAUCAGCCAUGAUUGAAUGGGGGAGUAGAUGAUGGGCCAAAUGGCCUAAUUGUACUAUCCCUUAUGACCUAAAUCUUUGGAUCUGGCAUUGUAGAAUGAAUGUGGGUGAACAAGGAUCUUGCAACAGGACUUACUUUGCUGGAGUAUCUGUGAAUGAUGUCUUGGACACUUGCUAGGUGACCUCACUAAUUCAAUUACAGUUUUGGUUCUCAGUAGAGCAGAGUAUUCAGAAGAUUAUGCCACAGUAGUUACAUGGAGGAAACGCUGGUAGUAUCCUCCUAAAGAGUUAGGGAAGAUGAAUGGUUAUUUUAUUUAUUCAUUCAUGGGACAUGGGCAUUGCUGUGAGUUGCCUUCUCAAAGGACUGCAGUCCAUGUGGGAAUAGUUCUUCCACAGAGAUGUUACGUAGGGAGUACCAUACAACAAAUUAUCCCCUUAAAUUGUCUUUUCUUUGAAUGGAUCAGUCACGAUACACAAUUUAACCCCUUAAAAAGGGCCUGAGUUAUAGGGAGAGAUUGAGCAGUCUAGAAUUUUAUUCCUUGAAGCACAGGACGAUGAGAGGUGAUCUUAUCGUGGUGUACAAAAUCAUGAGAGGAAUAGAUCAUGUAAAUGCACAUAUUCAUCUUGUCCAGUGUAGGGAAAUCGAGAACCAGAGGACAAAGGUUUAAGGUGAUGGGGGAAAAGAUUUAAUAGGAACCUGAUGGGUAACAUUUUUUGACACAAAGUGUGGUGAGUUUAUGGAGUGAGCUGUGGCUGGAGGUAGUUGAGACUGGUACUAUCGCAAUGUUUAAGAAACAUUGGGACAGGUACAUGAAUAGGAUAGGUUUAGAAGAAUAUAUGGGUCAAAUGCAGUCAAAUGGGAUUAGUUUAGUUGGGGGCAUGUUGGUCGACCUGGGCAAGUUGGACCCCAGGGCUUGUUUCCACACUGUAUGACUCGAUAACUCUAUAUGUGCAAUGAUCUUUGUACCAAUAUAUUAAAAUGUGAAAUCAUUUUAGAUUAAGUUCCUUGUAGCACGAUAGAUUUUAUAUCUGGACAAACUGAGCUCGGGAGGAGGGAAAGGUCUGCUAUCCAGAAUAUGCAAGAUAGGUUGGUCCAACUGCAAUUGCAGUUAAUGCUUAGCAUUAAAAAACGGUUAAACUUCACACUGCAUCAUGUAUUAAAGGUAUGUAUAACUGGAAUAUUAAUAACACCAAAAGAGGAGUGUAACAAAAAUGAUUUCAUAAUUUGAUAAGGUAAUAUCUGGGCACAGAUGUUUUGGCGUGAAAUAAAUGGAACAUUUAAGCAGCAGCUUUAAAAAGGACAUCAUGACAAGAAAGUUAAUCGUAUUUUGGCACUUACAAGAAACUGCACAAAAUGUAAGUGAUGAGGAGUAUUGUUGUAACAAACACACAAAACUGCCACACAAAUCGUUGUCGGAACCAAUAAAAUGCUUUGUAUAAAAUGCAAUAUGUGUACCAGUUGCGAAUGAAAACUCAUUAUUCUCACAGGAAAUGGGAAUGAGCAUUCUGGACUAAAUAUUCUCAGGAGUGUUGAACUGAGAAUUUUGUAUAAUAUAUAUUCAAAAUAUUUUAAAUAACAGAUUGAUGUGUAUGUAACUUUUCUACAAGUAACAAUGUUUUAUGAAGUUUAUUAUGCAGCAAGGAGCAGCAGAGAAAAUAAAUUAAUCACGUUCAUUUAAAACACUGUUGAUGCGAAAAAUGUUCAGUUAUACAAGAAAACAUGAAAAAUCUAUUAUGAUUUUGUUUCCUAACACUAUUUGAUAUGUAAUAAAAUGUUUGCUUAAAAAGUCCAAAUCUACCAUCACAUCGCACUGUGUAUUUUGGAAGGAUCUAUUUACCUAUUGCCUGUUGCUAAGACGUCUGUAAGAAUCCUCCCGUAAAGUCCCCCCCCCAGUAAAAAUUUAUAGGGUUCCAAAUAUUAACAUCAUCAUUACUUCUUCAUAAUAUUUUCCAAUCAAGGUUUCACCUAAUGUUGAGCUAUUUACUGUAAACUGUCUGGUUUCAAACACUAUAUCAAGCACAGUUUUAUUGCUCUAGUGGUACCAUCAGGGAUACACAAAAAAUGUGGGAGCAUUUCACUGCCGGUUAAUUUUGAUUACAAAUUAUUCCCUUCUUUUCCACAAACAUACCCAGAUAUAGUCAUUGUGGUGGAUUUCAUCCUUAUGCAUCCCAAAAUGGUUGACAAUUGUUGCUUUUGGUUGGUAAGGUAACAAAACCUUACAAUAUUUGCUCACCAGGAGAGAAGACAGAUUGUAACAAUUAUUUGUUAUAGACGGCAGGUGCUGUAAUCUGGGGUAAAACACAAACUACUGGAGAAACUCAGUGGGCUAAGCAGCAAAGGUAGAGGCAAGGGGGCCAGUUGAUGAUUCAGGUCAAGAACUUGCAUCAGAUUUGAGUAUGAAUAGGGAAGAUAGACAAUAUAAAGGGUUGAGAGGGAGGGGUGAGCCAAUGUCAAUAGGUAGACCAGGGAGAGAAGGGCAGAGAUGGAGUUGGGAGAAAGCAACUGUAAAA